CGCUGUUUACAAAGCCUGCGUUACUGCUUUUGUUUCCCCCUUAGGCCUCUUCAACUGAAGGAUGCCAUUCUUGAAAGGUGGAAGAGCAGCAGUAACUAGAACGAAAAAGUACUUGGAAGCUGGACGAAUAAUUUUAAAUGAUGGUGUCAAAAUUAUGGUUAUCAAUCAUAUUCCCGGGGCUGAAAUAUCGCAUGGAUGCGAUGAAUUCAUUAAAUGGCAUCUACCACCAUUACAAUUUCGAAAUCCAAACGUUCAGAUAAUUACAUUCAAAAAUAUGUUUCCAACACCAUUUAUAAAGAUCUAUCUUGAAAAAGACGAAGAACAGGUGGUCAAUUGUGCUUUUCGUAAAAAUGCCGAUAUCUAUGAUCAUUUGCACACACUGCUUGGAAAGACAACUUCACAAUCGGAUGAGUCAUUAGCAGUAAAUGAUCAGACUACAAGAAAUCCGUCGAAUUUUGGAACAGAUUUCCCACGUCAGUGUAUAUGUGAAGUAUAUGGACAAAUGCCGUGUUCUUCUCAUAUAGGCAAACCAAAAUUAUGGUCACAUUUACAAUAUACCCUACCAUCAGUCGAUUUGGAGACGAUUAUACCUCGGAAAUAAUUAGUCAGACUAUUUGAAUAUUAUUACUUGUAUGUGUAUAUAGGUAUUUUUAAGAAGCAUGUUAUUAUUCUUGCUCCUUUUUUUAAUAAUAAUAUACUUUAUUCCUAAACAGACAGUACUUAUAAUACAGAAUGGAAUUCUCAGCAUUUGUCACAAUAUUGCAUCUGAUUUACUCAGAAUUUAAAUAAAAUUAAAAAUAUAAAUAAAAUUAA
This is a messenger RNA of Trichobilharzia szidati, 813 nucleotides long. Lineage: Eukaryota; Metazoa; Platyhelminthes; Trematoda; Strigeidida; Schistosomatidae. The record is from the annotation of a GenBank genome assembly.